This is a messenger RNA of Helobdella robusta, 1233 nucleotides long. RefSeq lists its product as hypothetical. Lineage: Eukaryota; Metazoa; Annelida; Clitellata; Rhynchobdellida; Glossiphoniidae. Bases 1 to 1233 code for a protein of 410 amino acids. Gene Ontology annotation, cellular component: membrane. The transcript is spliced from 6 exons. The record is from RefSeq and is a predicted model, not a curated record.
AUGAACAGGCGCGGCUUCGAGAUAAUAAGCCCAUUCUCAGCGCCGGUACAUCGCUGGAGAAUUAUCCUAAUCCUAAAUUCACUUUUAAUCAUGACGGAAUUAGUGAUGGCUUGUUUUAUCUGCCGAUCCGGACCGGAUGUUAUGUCGCACCUCCGUAACCACGGAUGGGGAAGGCAGAGGAUCGCCGUGUCCUUCUUCGUUAUUUCCUUCUCGAAUAAUCUCAUCUGCUCCGUUGUCUUCUUCUUUGCUAGACACAGAAGUGCCUGGAAGAACAGAGGUGUGUUGAUCAAAUGCGUCGUGAUAUGGCUUGCCUUCCAACUCUUGUCGUUCCUCAUUUCAGCCAUUGUACAUUACAUGACUUAUAUCAACAUUGAGACAACUUUUGAGUAUACAGAUUUCUUGCCGGUUCUAAACGAAUACUCAACCGACUGGCUGGCCCGACUAUCCAUCAUUCGAAUGCACCGCCAAUUUCGGUGCUGUGGUAUCACGGCAGCUUACGAUUUCAUCGGUAUUAGGUGGUACUUCGAAGAGAUGGAGUUGGAUUCGUUCAAAUACAAAGUACCCAAAAGCUGCUGUCGUAUUACGAAAUGCGUUUUUGGAGCCCAGAUAUACGAAAACCUAACAGUCUUCCAGCACGGUUGUUACAAUUACGUAAUGGACGAAAUCGAAUCGGUUUAUCGGGUCAAGUUCAUUCUAUUCGCCAUUCUGUCGGUAUUUCACGCAUUACUCUUCCUAAUCAUCGUCUGCUCUAUGCCUAAUAUCGAAAAGGUGAACAUGAGCUACGAGGAGUUCGUGAUGAACAAGAACCUGUUCACAGUCCUCUACCAGAAAGGGCUGAUGCAAAAAAUUGAGAAAAAAUUUGAAGAACUCAAAACCAUUGCCCACCGCCUGGAACCGGAAGAGAUGGAUAGGCGGACCAAACAAUUAGAAGAUGCCAUCAACAAGGAAUUGUUCAGCGCCGACGAUGACGACUUAAACGGCGAUGAUGACGUCAGAGAUGCUGGCGAGGAGAGAGAGAAAGUAGAAAAGGAAGAUGGAGUGAAGAGAAAACGAGUGGACGACAAGAGUGAAAGAAUGAAGAAAGAAGAAGAAUUUCAUAAAAGUUUGUCUGUCGGAAGUACGGAGAGUCUGCAACUGUUCGACAAACAUUUUCCUGAAAAGUCAGAGGAGAAAAAUGCUGAGAAUAAAAAACCGAAAAUGAACAGAAAAUUUAAUAAAAAGUUAAUUGUUUGA